AUGUCUCGCCCUCGCGCCAAUUCUUCUCCUCGUCGAGCCCGCUUCGAGGAGGACGGGGCGCCCGCGGGUAUCGAUCAUGAGCUCAUGAGAGCGGCUUUCGAAUCGCAAGCUUCUGUUCAAGCAGGCUUGCAACAGCCCAACAGCCACGCCUCUGCCCAUGAACAGCAAAACUCGCAGCCACCUCCUCCGCAGUCCAGCUCUCCCUUUAUGCCAGGCUACUCUGUGUGCGCGACCAACGAUGCCCAGCGGUCUCAACUCUCGGCGUUGGCUGAAGCGGUCAGCCCUCUGGAGCGCAGCCCUGAUCCCGCUUCCACGUCUUCUGCCACCGGUGCUCCUCAAGGCAAGCCCAGUACACCCAAACGGGCUGGCUUUGCCGAAGUUUCCAAGCCAAGCGAAGAUUCGGAUGGUGAUGACGAUGAGAGUGGUGAAGAAUUUAUCGAGCCUCUCCGCACCUUGUCAACAUGCAAAGGCAGACGUGGCACUUCUGCCUUCAUUCCCGACUUGCCAUCCGACGGCAACGAAGACUAUGUCCGCGCGCCUGCGCCUGCGCCUCAGAAAUACGCUGCUGCUGGUCAUUCGACUCAACAAGCAGCUCGCCCGCAGUACGAUGGUCGUCCACCUCUGGCACUACCGCGCAACGGUGCUUCAGGCCAACAGAAACCUCGGCCACCGCCCAUGAACCUUCCGCAAAGGCCAGCACCCACCGCUCACUCGCCCUACGUCGCUCAGCACGGCUUCACUUCGCGUCCCGUCAGCGGUGUGUAUGAUGCCAACGCGCAGAGUCAGAUGCCAUCGUUUAGCGGCACUCUGCCCUGGGGUGGGCCUCAACCGCUGCCGUCACCAGGAGCUCAGAUCCAGCAUUACGACCCCUACUCGUCUCCGUCCAUGGUGCAGCCCUUCUCCCCACGAGUAACGUCGUCAGGCAGCAUCAGAUCGCCAGCACUCAAGCCCGCCCUCGUUCGUAGAGACCAGAGCGUGGAGAACUUUGCUAUACACGACUCGGGAGAUCCGAUGGAGCGAGGAGCUGUCCGGGCCGUUGAGCCCGAAGCAACUCGAAGGCCGUACGGCAUUACGCAGGCGCUUGUCGGCUUGUAUGGCGCCGCGACUGCUUCCGGGGAUGGCACCGAAGGACUGGGCGUCAGAAUGCCAAACGUGAGGAGGCGCAGCAGUGCAAGUCUCGGGGGUGACACUUUGAAUGGUGUGGAAGGAACCAUCAAGGGCAAAGGCACCAGCAGUCCAGGCGAGCCAGCCGAAAAGGAGGCUGAACUAGCGUACAAGGCCCCUUCCAACGUACCAUCGCUUGCUCGGCGUCGACAAAGCAUGGCUUUCACGCUAGGCGAAGACGACGUAGAAAUGGAUCCUGAUGAUCCUCGUCUUACGCACGUCAUCCGCAAGAGCAUGCAAGCGAAGAGGCAGAGAGAAGCAGAGACCGACUAUCGACGGGCAAGCUGGUCUUCCGAGAUGGGCGAUCCUGACGUUCCCGUGCGUCGUCGGCAGGCGCCUCGACGUCGUUCGAGCAUGGGAGCCAUCAAGAACUUUGUGUCUGGCCGCAACAGCGAAGAUCAGGACGACAAGUACACGGCCACCCGUCGGAAGAGCUUCGAUAGACGGAAGAGCACCACGACAAUCACAGCCAAUGUCGCUCACGUCGUCUUCCGACAAAAGUUCAUCCUAAAGUUGGCCAAAGCUCUCAUGCUCUUUGGCGCUCCUUCGCACCGUAUCGAGUCUCAGCUCAACGCUACUGCAAACGUGCUCGAAGUGGACGCUCAAUUCAUCCACUUUCCGGGUAUCGUCAUUGCUUCUUUUGGAGAUGUCGACAAGCACACCAGCGAGACGCACUUCGUCAAGUCCAAGUCUGAUCUUUCUCUGGGAGCGCUGCACGACGUACAUCAAAUCUAUCGCAAGGUAGUUCACGACGACAUUGGAGUGCAGGAGGGCACAGAGGAACUCAACGCGCUUCUCAAAGCUGAAGCUUGCUGGGGAGAAUGGGCGCGAAUUGGCUUUGCAGCUGUUCGUUGUUGGCUCAUGGCUCCCAUGUCCUUUGGAGGCUCUUUCAUCGACGCGUUCGCGGCUGCUGCUUUUGGAGCCGGUCUCACAUUCCUUCAGCUACGAGUCACUAGGAAGAACGCAAUGUACUCCAACGUCUUUGAGAUCUCCACGGCCAUCCUCAUCUCCUUCAUCGCCAGAGGACUGAGCACUACGGGCAUCUUUUGCUACCAGUCCAUCGCCUCGUCCGGUCUUAUCCUUGUCCUUCCUGGCUACGUCAUUCGUAAGUAGGAGCUUCGAGAUGUCUUGCUGCGCAGGAAUAGCUUUAACUCGUGAUCUGCCCAUCUCAUUGACAGUUUGCGGAUCGCUCGAAUUGGCUUCGAAGAACAUGAUUGCUGGAUCGGUGCGAAUGGUGUACGCCAUCAUCUACUCGCUCUUCCUUGGAUUUGGCAUCGCCAUCGGUUCAGACUUUUACUUUUUGCUCGAUCCAGCGGCACGCAACUCGAUGUACGUGCCGCUGGAAGCGUCGGUCAAGGUGGAUGGAACCUUUUCCCUUGCCAACGCCACGAUGCCGCUCUGGACUGGAACGUUCGAGUUCACCAAUGGAACGCAGAGGAAUGCGCUGACGACUGGGUCGAUCAAUUGCGAAAGAUUGCCAGACUGGCCUUGGUACAGACAACCCAUCUCGCCUUGGUUCAACUUCAUCUUUGUUCCCCUCUUUUCCCUCCUCUCGUGCUUCAACCUCUUGCAGCCGCUGAGGAGCUGGAACUUGCCAGUGAUGGUCUUUAUCGCUUGCGUGGGAUGGACAGCAAACAUGACGGCCAACCGCUUCGUCUUCAACCGUUCAGACGUAGUCAGCGCCAUUGGAUCCUUCAUCAUUGGUAUCCUGGGCAACGUCUACUCCAGAAUUUUCAGAGGAACAGCAUUCACGGCAACGGCAGUCGCCGUGCUCUUCCUCGUCCCUUCGGGCAUGGCCAUGGCUGGUGGUCUGGCCAUGACUUACAAGGGCUCCGAUGGCGAUCUCUACAGCAACGGUCUCACCAUCGGUCUCCGAAUGGUAUCCGUCGCUAUCGGUAUCACCGUCGGAUUGUUCGGCAGUGCACUCGUCGUCUACUCCUUUGGUAGACGCAAGGGUGGCGCUCUAUUCGCCUUCUGA
Ceraceosorus bombacis is the source of this 3142-nucleotide messenger RNA. Lineage: Eukaryota; Fungi; Basidiomycota; Exobasidiomycetes; Ceraceosorales; Ceraceosoraceae. The record is from the annotation of a GenBank genome assembly.